Messenger RNA from Maylandia zebra (zebra mbuna), 2483 nucleotides. The record is from RefSeq and is a predicted model, not a curated record. Lineage: Eukaryota; Metazoa; Chordata; Actinopteri; Cichliformes; Cichlidae.
UCAGGAGUCAUGAAGCAGCUUGGCUGAUUUUUGGAUUCUCUACUGAUUGUGUUUCUGCCGCAGGAGCAAACGCAGCCUCCAGAAACGACUGUGGAAAAGACUGCAAUGGGACAAAGUAUGACACACAAGAAGCUGCUUGCUGUGGAAACAAACUUUACCCAGGGGCGAGUCUGUCUUGUUGUGGAAAGGAACCUUACAAUCCUGAAAAAGCAACCUGUUGCAAAGUACAAGACGGAAACACUCUCAGAGCCAAUGUUACUCAUGGUCUGAGUGAAAAGGUGUCCAACUGCUGUGGGCUGAAGCCCUACAACCCUGUCAAUGAAGUAUGCUGUCAAUCAACCAUCACUGCAAAACCUGGACUAAUGGCUGAAUGUUGCGGUAAAGAGGCUUUUGCCAAGGACAAGCAAUUGUGUUGCGGUGCAAGUGAUAAUAAGAAGAUUCUGGUGAGAAAUUCCAGUUUCCACCGGUGCUGCGGGCACAACCAGUAUGAUAACAGGACUCAGUGCUGCUGUGAGAAUGAAGGUGUUCUGGAGGUACAACCGAAGGAUUCAUCUUGCUGUGACAAGAGCUCCACUACAGGAGUGCAUAAUGUAGGAAUUCUGCAUUGUGGGCCGAAUGAUAAUAAGAAGAGUCUGGUGAAGAAUUCCACUUUCCACCAGUGCUGCGGUCACAACCAGUAUGACAACAGGACUCAGUGCUGCUGUGUGAAUGAAGGUGUUCUGGAGGUACAACCGAAGCAUUCAUCUUGCUGUGACAAGAGCUCCACUACAGGAGUGCAUAAUGUAGGAAUUCUGCAUUGUGGUCCGAAUGAUAAUAAGAAGAGUCUGGUGAGAAAUUCCACUUUCCACCGGUGCUGCGGUCACCACCAGUAUGACAACAGGACUCAGUGCUGCUGUGAGAAUGAAGGUGUUCUGGAGGUACAACCGAAGCAUUCAUCUUGCUGUGACAAGAGCUCCACUACAGGAGUGCAUAAUGUAGGAAUUCUGCAUUGUGGUCCGAAUGAUAAUAAGAAGAGUCUGGUGAAGAAUUCCACUUUCCACCAGUGCUGCGGUCACCACCAGUAUGACAACAGGACUCAGUGCUGCUGUGAGAAUGAAGGUGUUCUGGAGGUACAACCGAAGCAUUCAUCUUGCUGUGACAAGAGCUCCACUACAGGAGUGCAAAAUGUGGGAAUUCUGCAUUGUGGUCCGAAUGAUAAUAAGAAGAGUCUGGUGAGGAAUUCCACUUUCCACCAGUGCUGCGGUCACCACCAGUAUGACAACAGGACUCAGUGCUGCUGUGAGAAUGAAGGUGUUCUGGAGGUACAACCGAAGCAUUCAUCUUGCUGUGCAAAGGAGUCAGCUAACCCUGAAGGUUUUCAACAACUGACACAUGAGCUCCAACACUUUUGCACUGAACCAAACACACAUCUCUGUGGGUCGACAUGUUACAAUCCAAAGACGCAUCGUUGCUGUGAGAGACACCAAAAGCCUUUUUGGUUCUGCGCCUCAGGUCAAAGCAAGGCCAGGGUGUAUGACCCACGUAUAGAAGUCUGCUGUGAUGGAUCCGUAUUUCGAUGCAAGCCGUGGCUAGAUCAAUUUUAUGGCAGCCCGGGACAACACUGCUGUGGGACGGAAAUUUACCGGCCUCGUACUGAGAUCUGCUGCAAUGGACACAGACACCCCAAAUCAGAAAACCUUCACUGCUGUGGGGUCAAAGCCUACAACAUUAAAGACCCACAGAUGAAGUGCUGUGCAGGAACACUGUACAAUCUGACAUCAUUAGACAAGCAUGGAGGGGACGCUCAGUGCUGCGGAUCCAUCCUGCAAAAGCCACAGGAUAUUUGCUGCUCAAGCCAGGAAAAAGAGGUGCUUUACUCUGUCAAGACAGGAUUUGGAUGCUGUGGUCACCUCUAUUACAACACCAGCCUGUGCUCAUGCUGUGCGGAGAGGCUGAGAAGAAUCCAUGAACCAGGAAAGGAUCAGAGAAACAUGAUGCAUGGAUCCAGACUUCUAUCUUUGAAUAAUCUAAACACAAGUGAUCUCUGCAAAGAAAUGUACAUUGGGACUGUGGAAAGUGUGUCUGUGAAGAGCGUUGUGUUCAGGAAUGUGCUAUGGGUUCAUGGGAAAUAUUCCAACGUGACAGCUCUGCCUUUGCAUCACAUCUUGGACAUAGAUGAUCACUGCAAAUCACCUAAACUGUUUCUUGGGAAGACCUACAUCUUUAACAACGUUAAUAUUUUCACUGAUUUCAACCAUGACUCUGUUCUUCAGUCGCUCCAUUUCAUUUUUAUAAAUGUUCAUCUUAGAUCACCACUGUCUGAUCUAUGUAUGACGAAUGAAGAACAGGCUCUGAUCAGAACUCGAAACACAGCCUUCAGGCUGGGGGACAGUUCUCUGGAGAGCACUGCCAGAGCCAACCCGAGGAGGGGCAUCAAACAAGCCAAGGAGACCUCCAGGAGAAGGAUUAAGGGCUUCCAGACAGACAACCACCGCCAAGUGUAG